UUAAUUUUUCACAACAAAAAAAAACGUAUGCGGUUUAAAAAAAUUGAACAAUAAAAAACAAACAAUUUAUUAAUCAUGCAGCUGGUAAGUACAGUAAAUGCAUCUUGGGUUUGAACUCACUCUUAGAAGAAGUUAUCGCAGUUUAUUGCUGCAUUCAAAUUAAAAGUUGUGAAGUAGUGCAAAUAGAUACAUACAUAAGUAAUGACACUAAAUCCACGCGAAUCUGGCGAAUAUAUCGUCAAAAACGCAAAAUACUUGACCGUACAGCCGGACGGAAUCGACAAACUUGCAAAGGAAGUUAUUUGUCGCAUCCAGUCGGGGGAACUUGAUCCGAAAAAUUUCUCCCAAAAUGAUAUUCAUCCAAAAGCUAACGAUCCCCAUGCCGCAGAAUGGAUCUUUGUAGUUGACACCCUAAACUUCUGUUUCUGGACGCCCACUGAUUACACUAAAUACAAGGUAAACGGUUAUACCGGCUACUUUGCCCUCUGUGCUGCUAUAAAUCGCGCUAUAGCUGAGGGCAUAGACAUCACCAACUCUGCGUUCUAUUCAAAAAUUGACUCUGAAACAUUGCGUCACGUUUUCCGUUCAGAUGAUGGCCAAACCACAGUCCCGCUUUUUGAAAAACGCAUCGUUUGCUUGCAAGAAGUCGGCAAGCGUUUGAUGGAAAAUUGGCAAGGCAAGUUUGAGAAUGUGGUACGCGCAGCGAAAAAUUCUGCCGCUCGUUUAUUAGAGCUUAUAGUCACUGAAUUUCCAUGCUUUCGCGACGAGGCUGAUUAUGAGGGAAAGCGGGUCUCAUUGUACAAGCGUGCGCAAAUAUUAAUUGGAGAUAUAUGGUCCUGCUUUCACGGCAAGGAACUAGGAGCUUUUAAUGACCUUGAAAAAAUAACCAUGUUUGCAGAUUAUCGUGUACCGCAGGUGCUUAUACAUUUUGGUAGCUUGGAAUACAAACCAGAGCUGCUUGACCUGUUGAGCAAAGACACAAUUCUAGAGAAUGGUGACCCCCGCGAGGUGGAGAUUCGCGGGGCCUCCAUCUACAUUGUUGAGCAAGUAAAAGGCGAAAUUUUGAAAAAGUUGCAUCGCAAGGAAAUUGAACUUAAUAAGGAGUACAUUAACUCCAUAUUAAUUGAUCACUUCUUGUGGGACUAUCGGCGCAAACAUGCAGACGAGUUAGAACACAUACCAUUCCACAAAGUACUAAGUGUUUACUACUGAAUAUUUUUGUACAAAGAAUAAACCACCAAAUAUUUAGAAAAAAGUUUA
This is a messenger RNA of Rhagoletis pomonella (apple maggot), 1260 nucleotides long. Its product is annotated as queuosine salvage protein. The record is from RefSeq and is a predicted model, not a curated record. The transcript is spliced from 2 exons. The coding region runs from base 202 to 1212 and encodes 336 amino acids. Lineage: Eukaryota; Metazoa; Arthropoda; Insecta; Diptera; Tephritidae.